AUGCAUUACCAAAGAGAAAUAAUAAAAUGGAUGGAACGGAAAAACAAACUUCAGAAGGGGAAUCGAAGCGGUAGGUACACACUUUUCCGCUUCAAACGGAGAGUUACGGAAUCCCUUUUCGGGGAAGUCCUCUGUAAGGUGGGUUUGGAUGGGGGGCCCACGAGAUCUUCUCCAGGGAACAAGUUAAUCUGUUCUACUUCGCAUGGAAUUGUUCAGGGUUCAGGAGAUGCACGUAUAGAUCUUCAGAAGGAGCGACUGCCAAAGGAGCGAUUGUCAAAGGAGCGAUUGCCGAAAGUGCACCUGCUAAAGAGAACCAUACAAAACUUCUACAACGUGCGCCACCUACUCGGGCGCAACGACCCAGUCUACGCGGAUCUGGCACAUGUGUUCUCCCAAGAAUUACAGGCAUGGGAAGAAGACAUAAUUCACCGUCCCCAGGAGGACAAACCAAAUGGUUCAAAUGGUUCAAAUGGUCCAAAUGGUCCAAAUGGUCCAAUCAGCCCAUAUGACAAAGUGCACUACCUCCCCAGCGAACAUCUCCAACGGGGCAAUAACGACACCAUAGACAUAGUAGACUUAAUGCACCUCUUCAUCUUCUACACGUCCAUGGAAUGGCACCGAUACAAUUUCUUAAUAAUCAUUUUAAGGUGCAUUAUCAGAAUGGGAUGCACGGCAAACACCAACCAGGAGACGUGUCUGAAGUUCCUAAAGUCUUGCGUUAAACUGAGAAUCGAAAUAAAAAAAAUUCUGAAGGUAAAAAAAGGAGGAUCCAUUUUUAGGCUACAGAAAGCGCCCACCCAUUGGGGUAAAAUCGGCCAUGUUGCGUUAAUACGAAAUGGAGUUCCCUCUAUGCGUGUACCACCUUGUCAUGUAAAAGGAAUCAGCGGGAGGAUUUCCAUCCCGUGUAGACAUUCAGCAAAGGGAUUGCAUAGAAGGAUCAUGCUAUCGAAAAGAGGGGGAAAUGCACAUAGAUCACUUCCUCCAUGUGGGAGGAAAAAUUACCACUUUCAGGAGACCUACUCUAAAUGGAAGAAGAGAAAAUUUAAAUUUCAAAUGCAGAUUUGCAAUAGGUUGAUGGAGGAGUGUACUUAUCUUGUUUUAGGUAGAUGGGAACAGUUGACAGAUGGAUAUUUGAAGUACAUCCAGGUAUUACAUCGAGGGAAGUUCUAUCUAAAGCGGGGUGAGCCGUCAAAAUCGUUCACAGCCCAACUGGCAGAUUAUAUAAAUACCAAAUGUGAUUAUCUCCCACCAGAUGAACUCCUAACCGCGGUGGACUACUUGAUGAAAGCGAGAAAGAAAGGCAAAGGGGACACACAGGUACAUCUCAAAGUUGGAACAAUGAAAAUGACAAGAGCAAUCACCCGCAUAAGUCAACAUCUAUGCACUGCUAUUCAAAAAAAAACAAAUGAAUACACUGUGGGGGAAGCCUGCACAGUGUUAUCCUUAUGUGCCAGGAAUAAUUAUUACGAUAAGAAUCUUCUAGAUAGCAUCACCGCAUAUGUUGUGGACAAUUUAGACCAGGUCAGCUCCAAAGAACUCAUCCGAUUGGCUAUAAAUAUGUACGACAAGCUAGACUACACAGAAAAUGGAUUGCUCUUGGCAAUUGUGAAUCGGUACAGACCGCCUCGUCGGAGGGGCGCAUCGCGGGGAGUUACUGAUUGGAGAAGGAAUAAGAGAAGAUGGUGGGAAAGAAGCAGCAAGAUACGGCAGGAAGAGAACCCAACAUCCGAACCUGCACCCGAACCUGAACCCGAACAUGCGCCCCGUAGAAACUUCCAAAGUGUAAAAAUCAGCCAACUACUACGGUUACUGAAUGUCUUCAUCAAAAAGGAUAUACAUUUGGAUGAAGAGUGGGCGGACUACGUCUUCACCCUGAUCAAAAGAAAAUUCUCGCAUAUCAGCAUAGAAGAUUUUCCACUGCUCUGCUAUGCGAUAUUGCAUAUCCAGUCCAGGGAGAUCACCCACAGUUUUUUCAAACUAUCCAGUAGGUACUAUAUAUAUAAGUGUUUUCCCGUCGUAGAACUACCCAAGUCAUUGCCUUUAACUCCUCUCAUUCAAACUAUGCUUCUUCUUAGCACGCAAAUACAUCAACACAAUAGGAGGAUUUUUUUACGUUUCUUUUUCAAUGUCCUGAAAAAGUUUUUUCUUCAAAGUGGCAUUCCAGAGGAAAGUGCAAAGGAGGAACAAUGCACUUAUGGAGGUGCCUUCAGAGGUAUGUCUUCCUCCCCCCACCUAAGGAAUGACCACUGUGGAGAAAAUUUAGGUUCCCCGUUAAGUUUCUACGCGCACAAUUUAGAUGUCUAUGAAAGGGGAAGAAACAAUAAGUAUGAAAAGAAAAGAAAGAAAAAAAAAAAACAAAGCCUUCAGAAUCAAAUUGCAAAGAUAUCCAUUCCUACUUGUGAAGAAAUGAAAGAAGAGAUAAUCCCAUUCAUAAAAAUUACUCCACCUGAUUACCAUGUCGAUGUCAUUAUGGAAGACAUGGAUGAGUUCACCUCCAACAAAGAGGGGAAGACAACUUCUGUGUGCACUGUCACCACGCCGAGUGGAGUCACCCCUCUUAUCCAACAGAACAGAGUGAAAGCGAAUUACCCUACUGGAUUGACGACUUCAGUUGGAGGAGAACGCAUCCAUAAGGGAGACUCAUCUAGACAGACAAAUCAAUCACAUGUCUUCAUAACAUGCAAUACAAUGGACAGUGGGGAGUACAUCCCAAGGUACUUACCUCUACGGGAGAACAAAUUAGCAAGUGGUAGCGGAGGAAGCUCGGAUCCCCCAUUUGAUGAACCAACUAUGAAGAAACAAAUUCACCAUGAAACCCACUACUUCGAAAACGUAGCCAACGCGCGAAGUAUCCUUUGGGCUAUACAGAUUGUACUUCUCCACCUUUCAGAGGAGCACCCUAAUGGUUGUCUUGAAAAGCGUUCGGGUGGGCGAUGUUUGUCAUCCCGACUGAAUGAGCUAACCCUUACACAACUAUCCUUACUGCACAAGACUUAUACACUGUGCUCUUCUUACAUUGACUCUUCCCUCAGUAUGCAGAGGAGCUUGAACAACGGGAGGAUCGUUUCUUCGUCCAGGCUCCACAAACAGAUCCUGUCUAUCCUGGUACACGUGGCUCCCCAAAGUGAAAUAAUCAGCGAGCUCGUCCAUCACCCCUUCCAAGUUGACAUAUGCCUCAGAAGGAAGCCUUGCUAA
Molecule: messenger RNA, 3195 nt
Organism: Plasmodium knowlesi strain H
Lineage: Eukaryota; Apicomplexa; Aconoidasida; Haemosporida; Plasmodiidae
Product: conserved Plasmodium protein, unknown function
Exons: 2
Coding region: 1-3195 (1064 amino acids)
Source: RefSeq, a predicted model, not a curated record